Molecule: messenger RNA, 1700 nt
Organism: Punica granatum (pomegranate)
Lineage: Eukaryota; Viridiplantae; Streptophyta; Magnoliopsida; Myrtales; Lythraceae
Source: RefSeq, a predicted model, not a curated record
GCCAUUUGCAUGUCCAUCACCACUACUACUCUGCUCUGCCCUGCUCUGCUCAUCCCCUGCACCCAAAACACAAUUCUUCUCCUCUCCCCAUUGAAAUUGAAUUCAUUUCUUAUUCUCCAAGUUGUUGCAUUUAUUUAAUCCGUCAACUUUUUGAACUCGUCUGUCAUCGUCAUCUCCUUGAUUGUUCAUGCAAAUUCAUUGAUUCGGUUGACUUCCUCUCAUUCCCUUAUCAUCACCGCGCAACCGCACUCUGCAAUUUACCUGGGAAUCUCAGAAAUCGACCUCGACACGUCUUUUGUCGAGCUCUUAACUAAGAAACAGAAGAGUAGAGAAACAGAGGAUUGGCUUCUCCCACACACCACUAGGUUUCUUUUCUUCCUCAAACCCUUUUGCUUUUGGGACCAGAUCCGAUCCUCAUCUUCUCUUCCGCAGCAGCGAGUCUUUCUUCCCUCCUUCCCCGAGAGCUCGACCCCGAAUCCAGACUUUGGAAUCUGGCCCAGAGGAAAAAAAGAGAGAAGAGAGAGCUAGCUUCCCUGCCCUGCCCUGCCAUUGAUAACACUAUCUCUGUUUUUCAAGAACUGGAAUUUUCUUUUUGAGAAAAAGCAAACGAGUAAAUAGAAAGAAUCAAAGCAGAGACCGGGAAGACUAUAUAUAAAAGGGAGUGGAGGAGAGGUGUCGUCUGUUUGCUCCGGUGAUUGGGAGUCGGUAGCGGUGGAGAUUCUGGCGAGAAUGUACCGCGGUGGCGGCCGAGGAGGCCAUGGCUACGAGAAUGGAGUGGUGAUGACGAGAGACCCGAAGCCGCGGCUGAGAUGGACGGCCGAUCUUCACGACUGCUUUGUGGAUGCCGUAACUAAGCUCGGUGGCCCCGAUAAAGCAACUCCAAAAUCCGUGUUGAGGUUAAUGGGCUUGAAGGGAUUGACAUUGUACCAUUUGAAGAGUCAUCUGCAGAAAUAUAGGCUAGGACAGCAGUCAACGAAACAGAACACUGUAGAUCGAAACAAAGAUGACAAUGGAAAUUCAUAUUCAAAAUUCAGUUCAUCUGGAACAAGUACCAGCACGUCAAGACAUGAUCAUCAUCAGCAGGGAGAAAAGGCAAUUUCGGAAGCACUGAAGUGUCAGAUAGAAGUUCAACAGCGAUUGCAGGAGCAACUCGAGGUGCAGAGGAAGUUGCAGAUGAGAAUUGAGGCGCAGGGGAAGUACUUGCAGGCCAUUCUAGAGAAAGCCCAGAAGAGCCUCACACUGGACAUCAACUCCUCUUCUUCUGCAGCUCAUCAUCAGCUUGCCGACUUCAGCUUGGCCAUUUCAACUCCCUGCAAUAACACUGAGGAUCACAAUGCCCCCGCUAACAAUAAUAGCAACACCAGCCAUGGUUCGUCACCAUUUCAUAUAUAUGGAGGCAAAGUGCAAGAGAAUAACAAUCAAGUUGUUAUGAAGAUGAUGAAGGUUGAAGAAGGAGGAAGAGGAGGAGGACAAAUGGGUUUGAUCCAUUUUGACCUUAAUUCAAAGGGCACCCAAGAAUUUCUUGGUGUUAAUGGUAGUAAUAUUGCUCGUUUGGAGCCCAAGAUGUUGAUAUAGGUUUGGACUUUUGAGGAGAUAUAAAUAUCUUGUAUGACCUUUUUCUUUUUUUCUUUUUUUUUAUCGAUAAUGUUUUGUAUGACCUAACUGUUUCAUCAUCUAUGUAGAGAUGAGAAAUUCGCAUA